Cynoglossus semilaevis (tongue sole) is the source of this 1125-nucleotide messenger RNA. It is a transcript of the gene lyg, whose product is annotated as lysozyme g. NCBI's taxonomy places the organism in Eukaryota, Metazoa, Chordata, Actinopteri, Pleuronectiformes, Cynoglossidae. Gene Ontology annotation, cellular component: extracellular region. Gene Ontology annotation, biological process: defense response to Gram-positive bacterium; peptidoglycan catabolic process. The transcript is spliced from 5 exons. Gene Ontology annotation, molecular function: lysozyme activity. The record is from RefSeq and is a predicted model, not a curated record. Bases 81 to 770 code for a protein of 229 amino acids.
GAGAUAAGCGUUCGAAGACAUAUCUCUUGAGUGAGCUCUGAGGCUGUGGACAGUAAAGGCUUCAGUGAACUACGGUGACAAUGGGAGGACGUGAGUGCAGUACUCUGGAAACUUUACUUUAUAAUAUGUAUCUUUUUUCAUCUUCUGCUUUCACGACUUCCUCGACUUCCUCCUCCUCUUCAAAUUCCUUUGGAAACAUAAACAGGAUACCUACUAGUGGAGCUUCCUGGAAGACUGCUCAACAGGACAAACUGGAUUAUAAGGGUGCAAAAGCUUCACAGACUCUGGCUGAGACCGACAGUGAUAGGAUGAAGAAGUACAGAGACAAAAUCAUCAGAGUUGCCAAUGAGACCGGAAUCCAACCGUGUCUUAUUGCUGCCAUCAUCUCCAGAGAAUCCAGAGCUGGAAAAGCUCUGAAAAAUGGCUGGGGAGACUGGAGCCCAAAAAGACAGGCAUGGAACGCCUGGGGACUGAUGCAGGUGGAUGUUAAUCCAGAGGGUGGUGGACAUACACCCAGAGGUGCCUGGGACAGUGAGGAACAUAUUCUCCAGGGCAAAGAAAUAUUAAUAAGUUUUAUUGGAAAAAUCAGGAAGAAAUUUCCCAAGUGGUCAAAAGAGCACCAACUAAAAGGAGCCAUCGCAGCCUACAAUCAGGGGGAUGGAAAAGUUCAUUCUUUUGAAAAUGUAGAUGAAAAUACAACAGGGAAGGAUUACUCCAAUGAUGUUAUUAGCAGAGCUUUGUGGUACCAAAGAAAUGGUUAUAAAAACUGAAGUGUUAUGCGAUCCUGUUUCCGUGUUUAUAAUAAGUAAGAGAAAUCAUGCAAAAUUUGACUAUUAACCAUGUCAAUUUUUUUUUUAAUAUUCUGCUUGAGCAGAAUUAUGAAAAGGUUUUUGUUUCACCAAAGCACCAUCAACGCCUAGCAUUGUCCUUAGGUGAGACGCACAUUCUGCAUCAGGCCUGCCUCAAUCAGCGAUUGGUCCAUUGUCAAAAUGCACGGCAAAAGUUUAAAAACAAACAACAACAACAACAACAACAAAAUGUAUCGGGGGGGGGGGGCGCUUAAUGAAUUUGUGAAUCACAGUGUGAAAAGUGAAUAUGUUUGAAUAAACCUGUACCUAUUUGCAU